GAAUUUGUUCAUGAUUUGUAAUGCUUUCUAAAUCACACUGGCUGGAAGUAGCACGUUUUUAUUAUUCCAUCGAUUGGAGGUAGUGGGUAGUUGAAAGUUGGGAUUUUGAGAAUUGGGUGUUUGAAAAUUGGGGUUUUGAGGGAUUGAUUCCCCUGAUUAUGGUUUCGUGCUGACGAGGUUGAUGAUUUUGGUGAGGAAAUUGAUUGGGAGGGUGAUGGGUCUGUGGUUGACAGGUUGAGGCUGGUUUUCCCUUGUUGAGCUUGAAAGUGUGUGGGAUCAGGUGGUUGUGGUUGGUCUUGCUGGGAAUGGAAUCUUUCAUGAUCGUUAGAAGUGCAAAGGUGUUUAGAUUUUUAGUUAGGGUUUGGCUGUAGCGGUUGCCAUGGAAAAGGUGUGUCUGAAGCUUGAGUGAGGAAAAAGCUUUGUGUAACAAAAUAUAAUUUUAGGUGGCCUUCAUUGACAAUUAUCUGUAGUUUAGACUUGCAGGAAGCAAUGGCAUGGAGAGGACAACUUUCCAAAAACAUAAAAGAACUUCGGUUUUUGAUGUGCCAGUCAUCAUCUGCAAGCGCAUCUGCAAGGGCUUUUGUGGAAAAGAAUUAUAAGGAACUAAAGACAUUGAACCCAAAAUUGCCGAUAUUAAUCCGCGAGUGCAGUGGAGUUGAGCCCCAGUUAUGGGCUAGAUAUGAUCUGGGUGUUGAGAAAGCCAUCAAAUUGGAAGGCUUGUCAGAGGCACAAAUCUCUAAGGCUCUUGAAGAUCUGGCAAAAGCAGGACAGUCGUCCAAAGCAUGACAGUGCACAGUGCUGCUUAUUUUCCAUGUCUGAAGUGGAAUAAAUGUUCUCAUGCUUCACUUGUUAUUGCUAAGUGUUUUUGGUUUUAAAAUAAGCCAGAUUUAUGUUUUUUUUCUUCUGUCUCAUGGCCUCUGAUAUCAGCCUGUCUCUUUCUGCAUCUUACAUAAAUUUCAUGUAAGACACUGUUGAAUUUAAGUUGAAAUCCUAGUUUUGUAUGUUAAACUAUUAAACUAUUAAUAUUGAUUCAAUGCAUACUGGUGUAUGUCAA
Molecule: messenger RNA, 1054 nt
Organism: Vigna angularis (adzuki bean)
Lineage: Eukaryota; Viridiplantae; Streptophyta; Magnoliopsida; Fabales; Fabaceae
Product: NADH dehydrogenase [ubiquinone] 1 alpha subcomplex subunit 2
Exons: 4
Coding region: 490-786 (98 amino acids)
Source: RefSeq, a predicted model, not a curated record